CCAUAACCAGUUUAGUCUCCUCUAGGACAUACACCGAGGCAUGGAGGUUAACAUUGAAUGGUUUGAUAAGAAGUUGAAAGUUCCACAAAAAAUGCUAAGCAAAAGUGGAACCGCGAAAUGUGAAUGGUUUUUGUUGAUUUUUGGUGCGGUUCUGAGCAUUGGAUAUGGACUGCCUCAGAAUAAGUGUUCGGGUGUUUGUGCAGGUUUAGGAGAUGACAGCUCAGAAACGAUAGAUGAGGGGAGCGAUUCCGAUUAUGGCUCUCUGAAUGACUAUUCUGACGAUUUUGUAAAUGCUACUAACGGAGGAAUAAAAAUCAACCAGGAGUCAUUAAGAUUUUUAACUCCAUGUCAGACUCCUAAUUUUGAAGUGUCGCUGUGUACUGAAAUAUCGAAAUGCCUCGUCUUGGAUUUAGUUAAAUCAAAAAAGAAAUACUCUCAAUUUGUCGAAGCUUCUAAAUGUGGACCCACCAACGAAGACCCAACCGAUUUUAAAGUUUGCUGUGGAAGAUACAACAGCUUUAGAAAUGUUAGCAUUGCCGCUGGUUCCCAAUCGGUUAAAGCUCUACCUGACAUUAGCAUUUUGCCAAAAAAAUGUGGAACUCAGAAACAACUUAUCAGAGGUCGAAUUGUGGGCGGAAAAGAGGCAGCCCUUGGAGAAUAUCCUUGGAUGGCGCGGCUGAUCCACAAAAACAGUCAUAGCCAAAAAAGUUAUGGUUGUGCGGGGUUUCUAAUCCACCCUAAAUACGUUGUAACCGCUGCACAUUGCAUUAAUUCAGAAUUUAGUGAAAUUCGAGGAGAUCCAUAUUCAGUGCUACUUGGAGAGCAUAACGUGACAACAACUGUAGAUUGUUCUCCUGGGGGCACAUUUUGCGCCGAUCCAUUUCAAGUCAGUCGAAUCAACAAGAUUAUAAUACAUGAGAACUAUGACCGACACUCAAAGGGCCAUCACAAUGAUAUAGCGUUGAUUCAUUUGAAUAAGGCUAUUAAACUGUCGAACUUCGUCCAACCCAUCUGUUUACUAUCAGAGGAAAAUCCGGAAACAAAGAAAUAUUUUUUGAGUGGUUGGGGCAAAACCGAGGAAGAAGAAACAAGCACAGUGAAAAUGAAGCUGGACUUAACUCCAUAUGAUAAAGCAGAUUGUAAAGAAAAAUUCAAUAUUGUCGAACUGGAGAUACAAGAUUCGCAAAUUUGUGCAGGUGGUGAGAAAAUGAAAGAUGCCUGUAAUGGAGAUUCUGGAGGACCGUUGAUGUUACUCAACGGAACUCAGCACUACGCAGCUGGAUUAGUCAGUUAUGGAAUCGGAUGUGGUAUGCCUGGUUGGCCUGGAGUAUACACUAGUAUACCAUUCUAUUUGGACUGGAUUCUGAAGCAAAUGUUGGAAGUGAAUACCAAAUCAGUCAAGCUAGGAAAGACCGGAAAGAAAAAUAAAAGGAAAAAGGUGCAACCGGUCGAAGACAAGACUACAACGUUAUUUGUAUUCAAAAUGUGGUAUCCGAGAGUACUGUGUUUACCAUUUUUGCUCUACAGUGUUCAUGCACAGUCGCUGAAUGGUUACUGCCGAACCCCGUCCGGAGAGUCAGCAAAAUGUAUAAGCAUUUAUCAAUGCAAUUCCUUGCUGGCUUUAGUUAGAACUCCAAGUAGGACUACAGAGCAAACGCAAUUUUUGACUUCUUCCAAAUGUGGCUUCAACUCAGCAGGAACCCCAUAUGUUUGUUGCGGAUCUGGAUUCAAUAAAGUGGAACAGUCAGACGGUGAUUUUUCCAAUCCGGAUUAUACAACAAAUCCCGCAAUUCCAGAUCGAAGUCAGUGCGGAUGGCAAUCCCAGAAUAGAAUAUAUAAUGGCGAAAAAACCGGCUUAGAUGAGUUUCCUUGGAUGGCGCUAAUACAGUAUUUGACUGCAGCUGGAAAGCAAAAGACUGCCUGUGCUGGAUCCUUGAUCAAUAGAAGAUACAUCCUAACAGCUGCUCAUUGUGUAACAGGCGCUGUCUUGGAGAAAGUUGGACAACCAAUAAAUGUUCGCUUGGGAGAGUACGACACGAGCAGUCCAAACAUCGACUGUUAUCACGAGGGUUCUUUCCGAUUUUGUAACCAACCGGAGGUCAAUGUGAAUAUUGAGACACUCAUUCCCCAUCCAGGAUACAACAACGCCGACCAGAACCGGAGGCAUGAUAUUGCUCUAAUAAGACUGAGUCAAGAUGUUCAAUUCUCAGAUUACAUUCAGCCGGUUUGUUUGCCAUUGCCUUCGGAAGCAUCCAGCAACGGCGAGACUUUGAUAGUGGCUGGAUGGGGACGAACCGAAUUUGGCAAAGACAGCGACGUAAAGCUGAAACUGCAGGUUCCAAAAGUGAACCCCAACUCCUGUUCAAGCACUUUUGGUGCCCUAGGGGUUUCAAUCACGGAAAAUCAAAUCUGUGCCGGCGGUGAGGAUGGCAAGGACUCUUGCAAAGGUGAUAGCGGAGGACCAUUGAUGAGAACCUUAUUCCAAGAUUCCUCCAGGUGGAUGAUUGAAGGAGUAGUCUCUUUUGGGUAUAUUUGUGGUACCAGGGGAUAUCCAGGAGUAUAUACUAAGGUAGCUAAGUACGUUCCAUGGAUUCAUCGGACGGUGAAAGCUUAGCAAGAUUGGGAAACAAGACUAAUACAUAUACGUACUUUCAAAUGUUACGCAUUUAUAUUAUAAUGUCAUAGUGCUCAGAUUAAAUUCGUGGGAAAUCA
This is a messenger RNA of Dendroctonus ponderosae (mountain pine beetle), 2712 nucleotides long. RefSeq lists its product as uncharacterized. Lineage: Eukaryota; Metazoa; Arthropoda; Insecta; Coleoptera; Curculionidae. Bases 41 to 2614 code for a protein of 857 amino acids. Gene Ontology annotation, molecular function: serine-type endopeptidase activity. Gene Ontology annotation, biological process: proteolysis. The transcript has 15 exons. The record is from RefSeq and is a predicted model, not a curated record.